This is a messenger RNA of Priapulus caudatus, 540 nucleotides long. RefSeq names its product constitutive coactivator of PPAR-gamma-like protein 1. Gene Ontology annotation, cellular component: nucleus. The record is from RefSeq and is a predicted model, not a curated record. Lineage: Eukaryota; Metazoa; Priapulida; Priapulimorpha; Priapulimorphida; Priapulidae.
CACGCGCACUUCACUUUCUCUCCCGGUAAAAAAGCACAUGGCGAAAUGUACGUUAGGAAUUUCUCUUCAAAGUCUCGCCUAUUUCUAAUCCAAAUGUAGUUAUAUCGCGGUAUAUACCUGUCUCGCUGGCAAUGCGUUAGUUGCGCGCACGCUCUCGUGCAACAAAACGUAAAAAAUGGGCGUGAAAGAUUUGCAGCAGUUCAUAGAAACGCACUGCCCGAAUGCGUGUGUAUCGGUGGAUCUCCUGCGGCUUGCUCGCGGCAUCGCCGUGGCAAAGAAGCGAGCGGGACGGGAUGACCAUUUCGCACUCCUAGUCGACGGAGAGAGCUGCCUCGACCGUCUGUACGGCGGGUACUUCUCCGAUUGGAUAUGCGGCGGACAGUGGAACAGGAUGUUGCAGUUUUUAGCCGUGCUCGUACAAACGUGCUACCAAAACGGAGCCAUUGAACUAGUCGUGUUUUUCAAUGGCGCCGUGGAGCAGCAGCGCAUGCGCGAAUACGCGAAAACUCAGACGGAAAUGCGGCGAAAGAUCAAUCAGGU